Molecule: messenger RNA, 1421 nt
Organism: Musa acuminata subsp. malaccensis (wild Malaysian banana)
Lineage: Eukaryota; Viridiplantae; Streptophyta; Magnoliopsida; Zingiberales; Musaceae
Product: curcumin synthase 2-like
Biological process (GO): polyketide biosynthetic process
Molecular function (GO): acyltransferase activity, transferring groups other than amino-acyl groups
Source: RefSeq, a predicted model, not a curated record
GGUAGAGGGAGACGCUAUAUAAGCCGCCCAAGGACGUGCUCUUGCCACUCAUCACCCUUAGCGAUCCUGUAACCUUCUCUUCUACGACCUGCAACAAUGGCCGCCAUCCACGCCUCCCGCAAGACCACAAGAUCUGAAGGUCCGGCCACCAUCAUGGCCAUCGGCACCGCCAAUCCCCCCAACCUCUACGAGCAGAGCUCUUACGCGGACUUCUACUUCCGGGUGACCAACUCGGAGCACAUGCAGGAGCUCAAGCAGAAGUUCCAGCGUAUCUGUGACAGGACCAUGAUCAAGAGGCGUUACAUGCUGCUCACGGAGGAGAUCCUCAGAGAGAAACCAGGGAUGUGCUCUUAUAUGGGGACCUCCUUCGACGAGCGGCAGGACAUCGUGGUGGAAGAGGUGCCGAGGCUCGCCAAGGAAGCCGCCGCCAAGGCCAUCAAAGAGUGGGGCCGCGACAAGUCGGAGAUCACCCACUUGCUCUUCUGCUCCACUAGCGGCAUCGACAUGCCCGGCGCCGACUACCGCCUCAUCAAGCUCCUCGGCCUCCCGCUGACUGUCAACCGCAUCAUGCUCUACAGCCAGGCCUGCCACAUGGGUGCUCAGAUGCUUCGCAUCGCCAAGGACAUCGCGGAGAACAACAGGGACGCCCGCGUGCUCCUGGUCGCCUGCGAGGUCAACACCCUCAUCUUCCGAGGACCGGACGAGCGCGACAUCCAGAGCCUGGCAGGCCAGGUCGCGUUUGCCGACGGAGCAGCAGCGGUCAUCGUCGGCGCGGAUCCAAUACAAGGCGUCGAGAAGCCCAUCUUCGAGAUCAUGUCUGCUGCGGAAGUGACGGUGCCGGAGAGCGACAUGGCCGUGGGAGGGCAACUCAAGCAGGUCGGCCUCACCUUCCAUUUCAUGCGCCAGCUUCCCAUGCUCAUCGCCAACAACCUAGAGAACUGCCUCCAAGAGGCAUUCAAGCCCCUGGGCAUCACUGACUGGAACGAGGUCUUCUGGGUUUCGCACCCGGGGAACUGGGGGAUCAUGGACGCCAUCGAGGCCAAGCUGGCGCUCCAGAAGGGGAAGCUCCGCUCCUCGAGACAUGUGUUCAGCGAGUACGGGAACAUGAUGGGCGCCACCGUUCUCUUCGUCAUGGACGACGUCAGGAAGCGGUCGACGGUCGAGGAGCGGACAACCACCGGCGACGGGCUCGAGUGGGGAUUCCUCUGCGCCUUUGGACCUGGGCUGUCCAUUGAGACUCUGGUGCUCCACAGUGUACCGCUCUAGGGUUCUUAGCCGCAAAAGAGAGAGAGAAAAAGAUCCAACAUUACCUAAAAUUAUUAAUCCUCGUUCUAUAUAGUUUUGCUUUUUUAUUUCUAAGCCUGCAAGAAAAUAAUGUAAAUUAUAUCUGAUAUAUAUGAACUACAAUAUUCUAUUGGAUA